Molecule: messenger RNA, 384 nt
Organism: Dictyostelium discoideum AX4
Lineage: Eukaryota; Evosea; Eumycetozoa; Dictyosteliales; Dictyosteliaceae
Exons: 6
Coding region: 1-384 (127 amino acids)
Source: RefSeq, a predicted model, not a curated record
AUGAUAUAUAUUAUUUGUAUAUUAGAAUUGUAUGUAAUUAUUUUUAUUUUUUUAUUUUUUUAUUUUUUUUGGUUUUAUUUGUGGGUGUUGGAGUGUGUGUGUGUGUGUGUAAAAAUAAAGUGGUAUAAAUUUUAUUUUAUUAAAUAUAAAAUCAAUUUUAUUUUUAUUUCUAUUAAAAUAAGGAAAAAAAAAAAAGUUAAAUUUAUAGUUAAAUAUAAUAAUUAUUUUUAUUUUAAUUUUUAUUUUUUUUUUAUUUUUUUUAUUUUUAUAAAUAAAAUUGAUACAUUUAGAUUUGUGGUUAAAUCCAAUAAUUAUUUAAUUUAUUUCAAAAUCUCAAAUUUGACAUUUGUACACCUUUUUCAAGUAACUAAUUAUCGAAUUUGA